GCGAACACAUCAUUUGAAUUACUCUGCCGUUUACAAUUUGAGUAACACAGAUCUUAUCGAAUAAAUAGUGGACUAGGGAUAUGAUUUUCCUAUUCAAAGUCGUGUUGCCGUAAAACAAUAAUGGAUAGCCUUCGAAUGUUCUCAGUGCGAUCGCGGGACGGCGCGAGCGACUUUUUUUCACUUUUAUUGCUAAAAUCUUUAGCUCUGCUUUAUGUAAUUCUUUCUUUUUCUUCAAUUUUUUCUUUCUUUGAUGACUGUUUCAUUGAUGUAAAAUUUUGA
Messenger RNA from Meloidogyne enterolobii, 279 nucleotides. NCBI's taxonomy places the organism in Eukaryota, Metazoa, Nematoda, Chromadorea, Rhabditida, Meloidogynidae. The record is from the annotation of a GenBank genome assembly.